Molecule: messenger RNA, 1461 nt
Organism: Candidozyma auris
Lineage: Eukaryota; Fungi; Ascomycota; Pichiomycetes; Serinales; Metschnikowiaceae
Gene: CAT1
Product: catalase A
Exons: 1
Coding region: 1-1461 (486 amino acids)
Biological process (GO): hydrogen peroxide catabolic process; response to hydrogen peroxide
Cellular component (GO): mitochondrion; cytoplasm; peroxisome
Molecular function (GO): heme binding; catalase activity
Source: RefSeq, a predicted model, not a curated record
AUGGCUCCUCCAACUUACACCAACUCCCAGGGUUGUCCUAUCCCUGAGCCUUUUGCUACCCAGAGAGUCGGCCAGCACGGUCCUUUGCUCUUGCAAGACUUCAACCUCAUUGACUCUCUUGCUCACUUUGACAGAGAGAGAAUUCCAGAGAGAGUUGUCCACGCCAAGGGCUCUGGUGCCUACGGUGUCUUUGAGGUGACUGACGACAUCACCGACAUCUGUUCCUCCAAGAUGUUCGAGCACGUUGGUAAGAAGACCAGAACCUUCACUAGAUUCUCCACCGUCGGUGGUGAGUCUGGUUCUGCCGACACCGCCAGAGACCCAAGAGGCUUCUCCACCAAGUUCUACACCGAGGAAGGUAACUUGGACUGGGUGUACAACAACACCCCUGUUUUCUUCAUCAGAGACCCAUCCAAAUUCCCUCACUUUAUCCACACCCAGAAGAGAAACCCAGAGACCAACUUGAAGGACGCCAACAUGUUCUGGGACUACUUGUGUAACAACCCAGAGUCGAUCCACCAAGUUGUCAUCUUGUUCUCCGACCGUGGUACCCCUGCCUCUUACAGAGAGAUGAACGGUUACUCCGGCCACACUUACAAGUGGUCUACAAAGGACGGCAACUGGCAUUACGUCCAGGUGCACAUGAUCUCUGACCAGGGCAACAAGGGCUUGACCAACGAAGAGGCUACCGAAUUGGCUGGUACCAACCCAGACCACGCCCAGGAGGACUUGUUCAAGAACAUUGCCAAGGGCAACUUCCCAUCGUGGACCUGUUACAUCCAGACCAUGACCCCUGAGCAGGCCAAGCAGGCUCCAUUCUCUGUCUUCGACUUGACCAAGGUCUGGCCACACAAGGACUACCCAAUGAGAAGAUUUGGUAAGUUGACUUUGAACGAGAACCCUAAGAACUACUUCGCUGAGGUUGAGCAGGCUGCUUUCUCUCCUUCCCACACUGUGCCAUACCAGGAGGCCUCUGCCGACCCUGUGUUGCAGUCGAGAUUGUUCUCUUACCCAGACACUCACAGACACAGAUUGGGUACCAACUACUCCCAGAUCCCAGUCAACUGUCCUGUUGCUUCUCAGGUGUACGCUCCUCACAUCAGAAACGGUGCUAUGACUGUGAACGGCAACUUGGGUUCCACUCCUAACUACGUGUCUUCCUUCAACCCAAUGCAGUUCCGUGAGUUCUCUCAGCAGCAAGACCAGGAGGUCUGGACCGGUGCCGCUUGUCCAUUCCACUGGAAGGCCACCGAUGCUGAGUACACCCAGGCUACUGCUUUGUACCACGUGUUGGCUAAAUACCCUAACCAGCAGAGAAACUUGGCCCACAACGUUGCUGUGCACGCUGCUGGUGCCGACCCAAGUGUCCAGGACCGUGUGUUCGAGUUGUUCACCAGAGUGCACCCAGACCUUGGAGCCGCCAUCAAGAAGGAGGUUUUGGAGCUCUCUCCACGUAAGUAA